AGUCUCAACCCCUCAAUUGAAAAAAGAAUGAAGAAGAGGGGCAUUAUGCGAAAUGUGGGUAGGUGAUUGGUUGGUGAGAUGUUUUAGGCUCCUUAUUAGUCCUCAAAUUUUAAGUAGGGACUAACUGACCAAGGAUAGUUGGUGUUAGCCAAUUUUGAUCUGCUUCUCAUAGAAGACGAAAGAGGGAAAUCACUCUUCAUCCCUCUUUUUAGAUCCUUGAACUUCACAUAAAACCCACAUCUUUAUUUCUUCUGUGCCCCAUUUAGUUCAGUUUUCACCCACCAUUUUUCAGGUUUAUAAGAUGUCUCCUCCAACAAGAAUCGGUCUAGCUGGUCUAGCAGUUAUGGGUCAGAAUCUUGCCCUUAACAUUGCUGAAAAAGGCUUCCCUAUUUCUGUUUACAACCGGACUACAUCAAAGGUUGAUGAGACUGUCGAACGAGCCAAACAAGAAGGGAACCUGCCUCUCUAUGGCUUUCAUGACCCUGAAUCCUUUGUCAAUUCAAUCCAAAAACCCCGCGUCAUAAUUAUGCUUGUUAAGGCUGGGGCUCCAGUUGAUGAUACCAUCAAAACUUUGUCUGUCUAUAUGGAAAAAGGAGACUGCAUCAUUGAUGGUGGUAACGAGUGGUAUGAAAAUACCGAGAGAAGAGAGAAAGCAAUGGCUGAAAAGGGACUCCUCUACCUUGGAAUGGGAGUCUCGGGUGGUGAAGAGGGUGCAAGAAAUGGACCCUCCUUGAUGCCUGGUGGUUCUUUCGAUGCUUACAAGAACAUCGAGGAUAUUCUUCUUAAGGUAGCAGCUCAAGUACCCGACAGUGGCCCUUGUGUAACAUAUAUUGGCAAAGGAGGCUCUGGAAACUUUGUUAAGAUGGUUCACAACGGAAUUGAAUAUGGUGAUAUGCAGUUGAUUGCAGAGGCUUAUGAUGUGCUAAAAUCAGUCGGAAAGCUUUCUAACGAAGAAUUGAAGGAAGUUUUUGCAGAGUGGAACCGAGGAGAGCUUCUUAGCUUCUUGAUUGAGAUUACAGCGGAUAUUUUUGGAAUUAAGGAUGACAAAGAUGAAGGAUAUUUGGUAGAUAAAGUCUUAGAUAAAACUGGCAUGAAGGGUACCGGAAAAUGGACAGUUCAGCAAGCUGCUGAUUUAUCUGUUGCUGCCCCAACAAUUGCAGCGUCUUUGGACUCGAGAUUUCUCAGUGGUCUGAAAGACGAAAGAGUUGAAGCUUCGAAAGUCUUCAACGCUGUUGGGGUUGAGGAUAUCUUCGUGGACCCACAAGUCGAUAAGAAGAAAUUGAUUGAUGAUGUUAGGCAAGCGCUUUACGCUUCGAAAAUUUGUAGUUACGCACAAGGAAUGAAUUUGAUUCGUGCAAAGAGUGUCGAGAAAGGUUGGGACUUGAAACUUGGAGAGCUCGCUAGGAUAUGGAAGGGUGGGUGCAUUAUCCGUGCUAUAUUUUUGGACCGCAUCAAGAAGGCAUACGACAGGAAUCCGAACCUUGCAAACCUCCUUAUUGACCCGGAGUUCUCAAAGGAGAUGAUCGAGCGUCAAUCUGCUUGGCGUAGGGUUGUCUGCCUUGCCAUCAACUCUGGUAUCAGCACCCCCGGUAUGUCCUCCAGCCUUGCUUAUUUUGAUUCUUAUAGGAGGGAACGACUGCCUGCUAAUUUAGUGCAGGCCCAACGAGAUUAUUUUGGAGCUCACACCUAUGAAAGGGUUGAUAUGUCUGGUUCUUUCCAUACCGAAUGGUUCAAACUCGCUAAGCAAUCCAAAAUGUAAGUUGAGUUGUGCUUUAUGAUUCUCGUCAAAACAGCGUUUAAUAAAAUAAACGACUUGUGGCCACCAAGUUUGGGCCGCUCCCUUUGUGCACUUAAUUUAUCUGUUAGAGACGAUGUUUAAUAUCUAGUGACGAGAUUUCCAUCCCGAUCAUUUGAGGGAUAGCUGUGUUUUUCUUUGUAAUUGCUCAUGGGACCGAACACUUACUAGUUGAAUUCCUUUAUCAUUCUGCAUUA
Molecule: messenger RNA, 1992 nt
Organism: Amaranthus tricolor (Joseph's coat)
Lineage: Eukaryota; Viridiplantae; Streptophyta; Magnoliopsida; Caryophyllales; Amaranthaceae
Product: 6-phosphogluconate dehydrogenase, decarboxylating 1
Exons: 2
Coding region: 302-1759 (485 amino acids)
Biological process (GO): pentose-phosphate shunt; pentose-phosphate shunt, oxidative branch
Cellular component (GO): cytosol
Molecular function (GO): NADP binding; phosphogluconate dehydrogenase (decarboxylating) activity
Source: RefSeq, a predicted model, not a curated record